AUGUCGGUUGCUGAGGGGUUUCUUCGUCAUGGAGAGGCGUGCACGCGAACAGGGGACUUGGGAGUUUGUGUGACGGAGCGGUAUGCACGAUGGGAGCUUUUGGUUGUCUUUCGGCGUCAGUGGUCGCGUGAUGUGCGAUCUAACCGGCUGUACGCGCCGGUAUUUCAUUUGCUGUUUGCGUCUCCCUCUUCCGGCACUGAGGGAGAAAUUAUCACAGCGGCGGACGACGACCCGUGGCACUUGCUGAUGUAUGAUUUGACGCACACCUGCAGGGGGGUGAUGUGGGAGUCGAAAGGGGCAGAGUUCGUUUCGGACAUUUUGCAGGCUGUGCCGCCGGCUCUCCACCCCGAUUGCUUCUCCGUGGUGUGCGUGACCGUGGGCAAUACUCACGAUCGAUUGGGUCUCUUUUCCGAGCACGCCUUUGAACAGUACAAGGAUAGAGUUGGACGGCUGCGGCUUCCGCGUACGUCGCAAGGGGUGUCCGUGAGGCUUCAUCGUCUAACGAUCGAUCGUACAGGGGCGGUGAACGGCGGCGGUGGUCGUCUGCCGGCCUUCGUCGAGGAGGCGAUUGAGUGGGCACGCCGUAGAACGAAGGAAGCAGUUGAUGUGUCGGCCCCGUCUCAAGAGGGCAAUGACGCCAUUCUAGCCGCACUCCCACGGCUAAACAGGUUGUUGUACACUGCUACGUUUCAGGGGCCCGAUGACAACCUUGUCGGGGAUGGAGCGGGCUGUGUGGGGGAGGGAGGGCGGCGACGGGCAACUUCCAAACUGUUAGAAGAACGUCGUGUGGCGCUUCGUAACUUGAAGAUGCGUGUGGGCAACGUAGCCUCCUUUACGCUGGCACCGCCAACGUCUGCGGAGGAGCCGGGGCAAAGGUGGUAUGUGCUUCUCGUUCAGAGACUCUACGCAGAAAAGGAGGAGGUGUCGAUCGACAACCUUGACCCCGGCCCACUGGAGCCGCAGCCCAUCGGCGCAGAGUUGCACCUGAUGCGGGAUGGCGGUGAGGUGUUGUAUCUCCAGUCCCAACUAUGUGACGAGAAAAGUCUCAAUACGGUAUACGGGGAUAUGAUGCACGAAGACGGCGAACUCUUUGCGCAAUUGACACCACUCGAGGGUAUAGCCUUUGACGACAUUGAUCGUUAUUUGGAAUUUCUUUUGGCACAGUCGCCGCCGCUCGCCAUAAAGACGCCAACAGAGCCCCUCUGCAAGGGAUCGUGCAGCGGCUACACAUUCCCAAAGGUUGUGUUCCGGCGGCCGACGGGGUCGGUUGUGAAGGAUACAUUAAUUGCUUCUCCGCACUUGGAGAUUGUUGAGGAGUCGCCACGUUCACCAGAGGAGUGGGAGGCGGCGAGACGCGUCUUUUUGUUUCUCUCAGAUCAUAUUGCCCCUGUGUGUUCUACUAGUGAUCUCGGUGGGUGCGGCGGGUACACGCUCACGAGAGACGUGACGCCGGUGCCUGCCCCACUGCACGACCACAAGUGUUCGUGGUGUGGUCGCCGUCGAGACAAACUCCUGCGGUGUGGUGGCUGCAAGGUGGACAUGUAUUGCUGCAAGAAGCAUCAAAUUAUGGAUUGGAAGGGUGGACACAAAAAGUCCUGUGGACUUUGGCAGAAGGCACGAGAAGACUAUGAAAAACGUGUCACGCCUCUCCUGCAGUCGUGCCCCACGGAGCGUCUGGAAACGCCAUCCGCAUCGGCCGCCGUGACACUUCUGCAGUUCCUUAUGGCCUCUUGCUGUGCGAUGCCGACGUCAGCAGUUCCUGUAGUUCACAUUGUUGGCGUUGAUGAUGACGUCGCAGGGUUUAUUUCGGAGCUCGCACACCGCGUGAAAAGAAUUUCUGCACGCUGGAAACAGUUGCGGCUUCUCUUGAGCUCCGAUGCCUUUGGAGACGAAGAACAUAAUGCCGUAUACGCCAUUGCGGAGGGCGGUGACGUGACGCGAACUGCACCCACUUCUGUUCUUGGCGAUGUGUGGCACACACAGUCCUCAAGCGAUGAAGCGGCGCUGGGGGCGUCGGUGCUUGUGCGCCUGUACAACGCAAAGUACCACCAAUUUAUUGGCCGAGAUGCUGAGGUUAGUGGGGGUGCGCCGUCGGCGGUGGUUUCUUUCGGAAAUCCAUCAGGGGCCGGAAUGUCUUACCUCACUGCGGCUGCCGAGGUUUUCGCGGACCGGUUCGUUGGCGUUGUUCCUGUGCUAUGCACAGAGCCUACACUUGUCGGUGCACACCACACCUUUGACACUAUCGUGGCUCGGGUGCAAGGCAGCAACGUGAUGAACGCAGACCUUAAGAAGAGGGUUCUCGAAGGUCUCUCGCUCGCCGAUAAUUUUGUCCGACUAAAUGUUCAAGGUAUGGGUCACAAUUCGCUAGACUUGUAUGCAGCAGCAGGGAGAGCGGGUGAGACAAGCAAUGCGAAUGCUGCGGUUCCUGAAACUAAACCCGCCUCAACACGGCUGCACCCCAAUCUUUAUUACUUUAUCAUUCCGGCGGAGCCAACGAAGUCGUAG
Messenger RNA from Trypanosoma conorhini, 2505 nucleotides. RefSeq lists its product as uncharacterized. The transcript has a single exon. The coding region runs from base 1 to 2505 and encodes 834 amino acids. The record is from RefSeq and is a predicted model, not a curated record. NCBI's taxonomy places the organism in Eukaryota, Euglenozoa, Kinetoplastea, Trypanosomatida, Trypanosomatidae.